CAUCCAAUGAAGACUGAACGAAAAACCGAGGAAAUAACAGCACACGCCUGCUUUCUGUGCAAGUUGUUUUGUUUUAUAACUCGACUAAUAUCUGGCUAAUAACGCAGAAACACAAGAGCUCGCUAUGCGCCUGUUUUAAAUCACCUGCAAGCGAAGGUACUGAACAUAUCUGAGAGGACUGACCGCGUCAAUCAAGGAUGGCACAGUGGGAGAAACUGAGGCAGCUACCUGCUGUCUAUGGACAGCAGCUCCACGAGCUCUACGACAGGGAUGCUUUGCCUAUGGAUGUGCGGCACUACCUGUCAGCCUGGAUAGAGAAGCAGGAGUGGCAACGAGCAGCCCGGGACCAUGAUUUGGCUAUGGUGCUGUUCCAGGUCCUGCUGGAGAAUCUGGAUAUCCAACACAGCCGUUUUGUGCAGGAGGAGUCGUUCUUACUGCAGCACAACAUCAGACGUUAUAAACAGAACUUUCAGAGGUACCUGGAUGACCCGUGUGCCUUGGCAAGCACAAUCCUGUGGUUUUUGGAAAAAGAGAAAGAAAUCCUCCGGAGCGCUGAUCUGGCCGAGCAGGUCCAGUUUUUGCGUGUUGAGCAGGAAGCCAUGGAGACCAGCAGUCAGCAGGACCUUGAACGUAAAAUGGCUGGCCUCAAGAACGAAGUGCAGUGCAUGGAGCAUACAAUGUUAUGUCUGGAGGAGCAGCAAGAUGAGUUUGAUUUUAAAUACCAGACUCACAAGAUGGAAGCAGCUGUGGUUGACGAGGCAGAGAAGCAAGAAAAAAUCAAACUCUUUCAGUUACUUAUCAACAGACUGAAUGACUGUCGAAAGAGCACGCUGGCAGACCUAAAUAAGCUGCUGGAUAAAAUUGAGGAACUGAACGACAUGCUGGUGAAGAAGGAACUGGUGGAGUGGCAGAGGAGGCAGCAGAAAGCUUGCAUUGGUGCUCCAGACAAUGUUUGCCUGGAUCAGCUCGAGAACUGGUUCACCUGUGUUGCAGUGUGUCUGUUCCAGGUGCGGGAGUUUCUUAGUAAGCUGGAGGAGCUGGUUGGAAAAUUGUCCUAUGCCAAUGACCCUGUGAAGGCCCAAAAACCGGCACUGCAGAGCAGAACAGAUACUCUUUUAGAAGACUUACUCAAGAGUUCCUUCGUGGUUGAGACUCAGCCCUCCAUGCCUCAGGGGAAAGGACCCCUGGUACUCCGCACAAACGUCCAGUUCUCUGUCAAGACCAGACUUCUCGUUAAAGUUCCUGAGCUGAACCACUCCAUGAAAGUGAAUGUGUCCAUGGACAGGGAGGCUCCUCAGAUGAAAGGAUAUCGACGCUUUAAUGUUCUGGGCUCUAAAACCAAGGCUUUGAACAUGGCAGAGAGCCAGAGUGGAGGCAUGGUGGCAGACUUCAGACAUCUGACUCUGAAGGAGCAGAAGUCUGGAGGUGGCAAAGGAGUGAGUGAUAUUUCUCUCAGUGUUACGGAGGAGCUGCAUCUCAUCUACUUUGACACUGUAUUUGAGUUUAAAGGCUUGUCAGUUGAGCUGCAGGCCUGCUCCCUCCCGGUGAUCAUCAUCUCCAACUCCAGCCAGCAGCAGAGUGCCUGGGCUUCUGUCCUUUGGUUCAACAUGAUCAGUCUGGACACAAAGGAUGUCAUGUUCUUCGCCAACUGUCCUGCAGCCACUUGGCCGCAGUUUGGAGAAAUGUUGAGCUGGCAGUUUCUCUCUGCCACUAAACGCGGUCUGAAUGAUGCUCAGUUGGAGAUGAUUGCACACAGACUCUUUGGAAAGAAACAGGACUAUGGCACCUGUAAAGUAGCUUGGUCGAAAUUCAGCAAGGAAAAUCCUCCUGACACAUUCUGGGUGUGGUUCGAUGGCAUUUUGGUGAUGGUGAAAACAUACCUUGAAAACCUGUGGAGGGAUGGUCACAUCAUGGGUUUUGUGAACAAAUCCAAAGAGAAGUCACUCCUGAAGAAAAAACAGAGAGGCACGUUCUUGUUGCGCUUCAGUGAAAGUGUCAUCGGAGCAAUCACCUUCUCUUGGGUGGACACCACUAUAACUGGUGAACCUGACAUAAAGACAGUGCAGCCCUUCACCAAAGUCGACCUCUCCCAGAUUCCCUUCCAUGAAAUCAUCAGGAAUUUCCAGAUCUUAGAGGCUGAAAACAUUCCAGAAAAUCCUCUAGUUUACCUUUAUCCCAACACCCCCAAAGAUGAGGCUUUCGGGAAAUACUACACUGAGAAGACUGGAAGUGACAGUCCUUACAUCAAGUACAUCAAAACCAAGCUGAUGUUUGUUUCAAAGGAGAACACACUGGAGGCUAAGUCACCCAUGCCCUCUGACAUGGCACAGGGUGAGGCCCUGGAGCCAAUCAAUGGCCUGUGUGAGGAGGCAGCUGAACAAAACGAGGAUCCUCAAACUUUGACUUCGCCUCUGGAGAUGUAUCACCCUGAUCCCAUGCUGUCCAGCUCUGUCGCCGGCCCAGAGGAAGAUUUACUGAUGUAUCUCAACAACCCCAACCUCUUUGCUGACAUCAUGCAAGAAGAGCCGGCGCUGCCUGAUUACAGUCUUCAAGCAUUUCAUGGCCUGCCUGUACAAUCCUGUGGAAGCAUUUUCCAAUAAGCCUCAUUUAACCAAACCACUUUAUCAUUCACUCAUCUUCAGCUCUCUCCUUUAGCUACUUGCAUUACAACACCCAUCUCAUAAAAUGUUAGUGUAUGUAGCAAAUCCAGUGAUAACAUAGUUUGCUUUGAAUACCAUUUUAACUCGACAGCUGCCUCUGCUAAUCCUGACGAUGUUUAAGAAUAGCUUUUGCAGUCAGCAUGUUCAUGCUUGAUUGUAAUUCAAAUAAUUGUAUUCUGACUUUUUAAUAAUACCCUUUAUUAUGUUGCACUAUUGUCAGAAACGAAUCAGACUAUUUGAAGACACAAAAGUGAGAUAAUUGAAUUGGCUGGACUCAUGUUUACUUCAUUUGUGUCCCAGGUACAUGUAAUUGACCCCCACAACUAUCAUAAACUCUUCUGUAUUUUGCGAUGUUGUUGAUUUAAGAUAAUGAUGUUGAACUGAUAGUUGAAGUGGUUUAGAGUUUGAGACUGCACAUACUUUAUUGUUUUAAUGUUUGUUGUUGAGUUAUUGUGAUCUUUAUGUUUCCACCUGCAGCUUUGUGGUAGACUACUGAAACAUUGUGCUGCAUUUCCUUCCUCUAAGUUAUAUGCUUUUAUAUUAACCUUCUCAUUUAAACAAAAACAAAAAUUAAAUGUUUUCGUCAAUAAAAGGGAAAUAAAUGUC
Molecule: messenger RNA, 3266 nt
Organism: Larimichthys crocea (large yellow croaker)
Lineage: Eukaryota; Metazoa; Chordata; Actinopteri; Sciaenidae
Gene: stat2
Product: signal transducer and activator of transcription 2
Exons: 24
Coding region: 198-2600 (800 amino acids)
Biological process (GO): regulation of DNA-templated transcription; signal transduction
Molecular function (GO): DNA binding; DNA-binding transcription factor activity
Source: RefSeq, a predicted model, not a curated record